AUGGCCUUUGCCAAGAAGUUCUUUAGGGUUAGGGAAAAGACACCUUUAGGUUUCUGUGAUGGUCCCCAAAUGACUGUCUCUGAGUUUCUCUUCGGUGAAUAUCCCAACUAUCCAAAAUACCAUACAACAUACAGACCCGUGGGGCAGAUCCACCGGGUUGCCGCGGAGGGAGAUGCGGGCCGGAUGGAGAUUCUCAUCAUGCUUGGACAAUGCAGCGUGUUCGACAGGGACCACAAGAACAGGACAGCUUUGCAUUUUGCCUGUGUCUAUGGCCGGCUCCCAGUGGUGAACAUUCUAUUGAAAAACAAUUGUGAGAUCGAUGCUUUUGACCAGAGACAAAUCACACCUCUGAUGAAGUCUGUCCAAUGCUGGAAACAGAAGUGUGCGGCCGUUCUCCUGGAGCACGGCGCUGAUCCGAACAUUCGGGAUAGCAGCGGCAACUGCGCGCUGCACUAUGCUGUGUACAACGGGCACGAAGACAUGGCCGCAUUACUGCUUGAAUACCACGCCGAUAUCGAACAAAAGACCAAAGAUGGGUUCACACCACUUUUGCUGGCACUCAGAGAAAAGAGGGUAGAGGUGGCAGAAUUUUUAGUCAAAAAAGGAGCAGACAUACAUGUUGUAGAUGACAUGCAAAGAAACACCUUGAUGUAUGCUAUACGAUGUGGAUCAAAAGAUAUAGCCAUGUUACUCCUUCAAAAAGGCAUUGAUUUCUUCUACAAGGAUGUCUUUGGAUGGACAGCGUUACGCUACGCUGUCGAAGGUCAUUGUACUUUUAGACAGAUGCUUCUGGAUUUUGAGGAAAACAUACAUAAUAACAAAAAAGAUAAUGAACCAGGGCAUGCUCUGCCAGUAGAGGCUCUAGGCUUCCACCUCCUGGUGAAAGAUCUGGGGUUGCCCUUACUUCCUGAUCUACUACCUGCCAGGAUUGUGGCCACAGAGGAGGACAUUGUAGAACAAAUGGAUUCUGGAAAUGACUCAUUGGCCAGGAUUUCCGGUUGUUCUAGUCCCGGGCUUCCCUUGCCUGUCGUGAAGGAAGACGAGUGUAGCUGUGACACCAAGGUCAAAUGCCCCUCUGCAGAGUGCGCUUCCUUGCCCCAGCAGAGUAUCUCUGAGAGUGCUCCUCUGAGCUGUGCUGGCAGUUUAUCUUCGGCUAUAGACAAAAUAUUUGAAAAUUCGGCAAGAAGAAAAGUGACAGUGUCCCAGGCUUCCAGUGUGGGGUCUCUGCCAGAAGGAUUUGCAGAGGGAGGUUCUGAUACUCGUGUGAUUUCUCCACAGUUUAAAGAUGCUGUUUGGAGAACCGGGUGCAGUGCUGCACGCCUGCAAUCCUCGAUCCGGAGAGACUCUAACUAG
Messenger RNA from Microtus oregoni (creeping vole), 1353 nucleotides. RefSeq names its product putative ankyrin repeat domain-containing protein 19. The coding region runs from base 1 to 1353 and encodes 450 amino acids. Gene Ontology annotation, molecular function: protein binding. The record is from RefSeq and is a predicted model, not a curated record. NCBI's taxonomy places the organism in Eukaryota, Metazoa, Chordata, Mammalia, Rodentia, Cricetidae. The transcript is spliced from 11 exons.